Molecule: messenger RNA, 1365 nt
Organism: Scedosporium apiospermum
Lineage: Eukaryota; Fungi; Ascomycota; Sordariomycetes; Microascales; Microascaceae
Exons: 5
Coding region: 1-1365 (454 amino acids)
Source: RefSeq, a predicted model, not a curated record
AUGGACGGCUCUGGGGACGAGCUGCUAGUCAGCAGAGGGCAGGCCCUCAUCGCCAUUUCGGUCACUUCAACAGUUCUCGCCAUUGGCACUUGCGGGGUGAGGUUUAUGGCCAGGAAACAGACAAAUCGCGGAGUUUGGUGGGACGACUACUCGGUGAUAGUGGCCAUGGUGAUGGGUUUCGUGUCCAUGAUCUUUACUUCCAUCGAGGCGACGUCAAUAGGGAACUCCAUCCGAGCCAUGCAAUUCUACUACCUUGCGAAGCCCUGGCAUAUGUUCGGCACCACCCUCGGACAAAUCUCCAUCUGCUUCUUCUUCCUCCGUACCCUCGGUCGCCGGAGACCAUGGAACGUGUUCCUCGGAAUGCUCAUCCUGCUCCUGGCCCUCGUGAAUCUCGCCUUUGCGCUAGCCUCGAACUUGUUAUGCCGACCCCUCGAGAAGUUAUGGAAUCACGAGGUGGAAGGCGAGUGUUUCGACGGAGAGGCCGAGUUGGGGACUGCUUACUUUCAAGGAGGCUUUGCCGUGUUUGCCUUCUUCUUCCUCUGCAUUUUCCCCAUCAUGGUUGCACGAGAUCUCGUUUUGGUAAAGAGCAUCAGGUGGCCCUUCUACAUCCUGGCAAUCUCUAUGAUGCUGGCUGCCGUCUUCUCCAUUAUCAGGACGUACCAAAUCUCCGUCAUUGGUGCCCGAGGGUCCUUCAGUAGUGACGUCCUCCUCGCCACCAUCUUCGACGUCCUCACUCAAAACCUCGCCAUCACCGCUGCAAACAUCAUCCCCCUCGGCACGAUGCUCACCUCCCCCAACGUCCGCGACCUCUCCAACCUCGUCUCCGUCUCAUCCAGCCACCUCGACGACCUCUCCCACCGCUCCUCACACACACCCCCUCACUCCGCCAAAUCCACCAUCUUCAUCAUCGAGGGUCCCCGCCGAGGCGACGCUGAUGACUACUACUUCAAUGCUCCGCCACCACCGCCGCCCCGCCACGAUCUCGAAUCCGGCAUGGCUCGCCCCUCGGCAGCCGUGGUUCGGCCCGGUACGGCCUCUUCGAGCCGCGGAGCGAGUAGGCCGGGCACUGCUUCGGGGCACCAUUCAAGGCCUCGGACGGCUAUGUCGAACCGCUCGAACGUGCAGCAGACGAGCAGGCCUGGGACGGCGGCUUCGUGGAUUAGCGCUACGGGAAGCGUGGGGAGGUCGGGUACUUCGAUUAGUGCGGGGGGACCGCCGCCGCCUGGGGUGAAUACUGAGGCGCUGCAGGGAGUUAUUAUGAGGACGAUUAGUGUUGAGAUUGUGGAGGAGACCGUGGCUGAUGUGGAGGCUGAGCUUAGGGGCAAUGGGGACGAUUGGAGGGAUAUCUUGAAGGGUGGGAGAUAG